Molecule: messenger RNA, 1173 nt
Organism: Adineta ricciae
Lineage: Eukaryota; Metazoa; Rotifera; Eurotatoria; Adinetida; Adinetidae
Source: the annotation of a GenBank genome assembly
AUGCAUUUAUUCGAGCAUUUUAUCAUAGUUCUCGUCGGUCUCGUGAUCCAUAAUCAAUGUGCUCCUACAGCGCAAUCAGAUACUAUUUCAUCAAAUCCCGAAUACAAUCCUGAACCGAAAUUUGAUGAAGGUGACAUUGUUCCUCAUCCAUCAAGUCAGGGUAUUCAAGGACGUGGUGUAGCCGUUAGACAGACUUAUCUGCGUUGGACAGGUGGUGUUGUACCUUAUGAAUUUGCUGCGAAUGUUUCUUUAAAUGAUUCUGCUUUUAUCGUACAGCAAAUGCGAGCAAUUGAAAGUUUAACAUCAGUUAACAGUGUACAAUGCGUUCAGUUUCGUCCAAGAAACGCAUCUGAUCCAUACUUCAUUACUAUCUUCAAUGGAUCCGGUUGCUCUGCACCUGUUGGAUCUUGGGGUACUUACAACGGUACUCGUCCUGUUUCAUUAUUGUCUGGAUACUACUCUACCUGCAUGGUUUCUGGUAUUGUUCAGCAUGAACUAACUCAUGUCUUAGGUUUAUAUCAUGAACAAUCACGACCUGAUCGCGAUUCCUACGUCAGCAUCCAGUGGGCAAAUAUUGAUUCAGCUUAUGUGAACAAUUUCGUUAAAUAUAAUGACACAGAUGUAAACACACUCAUGACACCUUAUGACUACGGAUCAGUUAUGCAUUACGAACGCAACGCUUUUGCAAUCAAUUACAGUGCGCCAACUAUUAUUCCAAUAAUGAAUGCAACAGCAUUCAUUGGCCAACGUGUUCAAUUGAGUCCCAUUGAUAUUCUCGAAAUUCAACGACUCUACGGCUGUGUCGCAACGCCAGAUACAACCACCACAACGACAGCGUCACAAACAAACGCAACAAUGACAACGACGACACGUACUACGUCCACGACGUCAACCACCAGAACGACUUCCACGACGUCGACAACAACAACUACUCGAACAACAACCACCACGACGUCGACAACAACAGCUACUCGAACAACAACCACCACGACGUCGACAACAACAGCUACUCGAACAACAACCACCACGACAUCAUCAUCCACCAACAACAAUAGUGUCUCAUCGACUACUGCAUCGAACAGUGCAGGUAUUCGCAACGUUUUGCAACAGUAUCUGGCAACAUAUGCUCUUUGUUUUACAUUGGUGCUUUACUUGUUCCAUUCUAUUCAAUAA